UUCAAGUUCCAACAUCUUCAAUGGCAGUUAGUAGUAGUCAAAAGGUUAUAAAGACCCCAACCUCAAAACAACAAGGGCUUCAAACCAUGGCUUUGGUAGAGAGAUUUAUGGCUUUGUUCAUAGUCAUGGAAAUUCUGCAGGUUUCAGAUGCAGCUGUUUACAAGGUUGGGGACUCCGCUGGUUGGACUACCCUUGGCAAAAUAGACUACAAGAAGUGGGCUGCUACCAAGAACUUCCAAAUUGGUGACACUAUCAUAUUUGAAUACUAUAACAAAUUCCACAAUGUGAUGCGAGUGACACAUGGCAUGUACAAGUCAUGCAAUGCAUCAUCCCCUAUUGCAACAUUCACCACCGGCAAUGACUCUAUCCAUAUAACCACUCACGGCCACCACUUCUUCUUCUGCGGCGUCCCUGGUCACUGCGAAGCGGGACAGAAGGUUGAUAUAAACGUGCUCAAGGUUUCUGCUGAAGCACCUACUCCAUCAGCUUUGGCCUCUCCAAUCGUGCAAGCUUCCAAUGUACCAGCACCUUCUCCUAGCAAUGCUAACUCAUUGAUUGUUCUAAAGGGACCUUUUUCUAUGGUGAGUUUGGCCAUGGCAAUAGUCCUAUUACUUUGCUUUCUCUAGCUAUGUUUAAUAACAAAGUGUUAUGCUUAGUUUGCUUUAUGGACUUUCUGUUUUCUUCUUGUAUUGAAACUGAUCAAUGGAAUUUCUGCAACUCCUUUUGCCUA
Vigna umbellata (rice bean) is the source of this 730-nucleotide messenger RNA. Lineage: Eukaryota; Viridiplantae; Streptophyta; Magnoliopsida; Fabales; Fabaceae. The record is from RefSeq and is a predicted model, not a curated record.